AUGUUCACCUCCAUGUCAUCAGAAGAAACCUUGCGUUUCUUGGAGCAUUUAUCGAAGAAUUCAGCAAAACUAAGGGAACAUCUCAAAGUUAUUCUGAUUUCUGCGUCGAAUACUUGGGGAUUGUUCCUUCUUGUUGUUCUUUUGGGUUACGGUUUGGUCGAACUUCCCCGCAGUUUGUGGCAGAGAGGGAAAAGAGAUUAUCUUCUCAACAAAACCUAUUUCAAUCUCGAUAAAAUGUCCGGCGACAAGAGUGAAGCGGAAGAAGGCAUAAAGGAGACCUACAGAGAGGCCCGCGCAGUUCUAAACCUUCUCAAGAACGAACAUGGAUCGCGAGAGAAAGCACAAAUCAUUGUUUCAGAAUUCCCUGAGGAGGUGAUCGACGAGAUGUUCCCUGCUCGGAACGCUACGGAGUUUAGUAGUCUCAACGCUGCUGAUUUACGAUCUGUAAAUUCUGAAAAGUAUUUGAUUCGGCUUCACAAGCGAGUCAUUUCAGCAGUUCAGUAUCAUCACAGAACUGCGGCCCAAUGGAGUUCUCUCAUGAAACAAGCGUUACAUCUGGAGGAUAUAUCCCAAGCUGAGUUUUCCGGUGUUUUGGGAGGAGACACUUGCUCUGCUCUACCAGAGAGUUUGCGCUACUUCUGGCUCGUCACUGCUCAGAAACCUAUGUGCAUUAUGCUUGCCAUCUUGCUAACUGGGAUGACCAUCAUGAUCUUGAUCAGUGAAUGUACGUUCUUCAUUGUGAAUCCGACGUUGACACCUGCUGGCAUCAUUGUUGACUACACCGCAAGGCGUUUCCACUACAAAUACACGCAGAUAGUGGCGGUUGCUAUAAUUUGCUACUUGUGCGCAUGUGCUUAUUUCACUGUUUUCCGACUGAAAAUUUACCAGUAUUAUCACUUGGAUCCAAACAAGCACACGGAUGGAAAUAGCUUACUAUUCAGUGCAAUCUUACUUUGUCGCUUAACUCCUCCACUUUGUUUGAAUUUCCUUGGAAUGAUUCACUUGGAUUCACAUAUAACGAGAGUCAAGGACAUUGGUGUAGAAACUCAGUUUACGAAGCUUAUGGGACACCUUGAUGUCAUUCCUAUAUUAGCAAAGGGAAUCAACAUAUAUCUCCCAAUAUGUAUUCUUAUUCUUUGCGCAGUCACAUAUUACAAGCUUGGCUCGAUCGUUCUGCACAACUUGGGAUUCGAUCAGUUUGUGAUGUCGGAUGAGUUCACCCAAGACAUGGUUUCUGCUGGUCGUUCACUUGUGCAGUUGGAACGCAGCUCCUUCAAUAGACAAAAGGAGCGCCAACGAAGAGAGGAGGAAUGGUCUGGUCGAUUGGAUUGUUUCUGUUCAGGAACGCGUCCCUGUGAUCGUGUUGUGUUUGUCGUUUGGGAAUUUGUGUAUAGACCGUCAGCAUAUGUACAAAUGAUUGAUCAAAUGAUUGGUUCUCGAACUCGGCCGUGGAAUCCUGAGAGGACACCAAUACGUCCGAAGCAGAUGCUGACAUUGCCCGAAAUGACCCGAGAAGAGCUGAUGAUUUCGCGAGCAAUGGAAAAUUGUGCAGUCAAAUCCGCAAUAGCUGGAGUUCUCGGCGCUGCUGUCGGUGUUGCUUUCGGUCUGUUCACUGCAUCCGUUGAUCCUUCUUUGAGUAUGGUUGGCAAUGAUCCCACAAAACAGCUGACUAUAAAGGAAACAUGGAAGGAAAUGAGCUCAAGAAUGAAGUCAUACGGGAAGAACUUUGCUACACUUGGAUUUUUGUUUUCUGGCACUGAAUGCAUACUGGAAACUGUACGUGCGAAGAGUGACUGGAGAAACGGAACAUACUCUGGAGCAAUCGUUGGAGCCCUUUUCGGUCUACGUGCUGGUAUAAAACCUGCUAUGUGGGGUGCUGCCGGCUUCGCUGCAUUCUCGACUGUCAUCGACUAUUAUAUGAAAGGAUUUUGAUUUCUUUGCAGUUUUUGUUACUUCUGAAGAUUGUUAUUUAUUGUUAUACACUACUUUGACUUAGAGAAUUCAAUCUACGGGUACAUAGCAAGGAGUGUUAGAGUCUGUCAAAAGCUAUGAUAUUGUGAAAGAGUAAU
Cylicocyclus nassatus is the source of this 2069-nucleotide messenger RNA. The record is from the annotation of a GenBank genome assembly. Lineage: Eukaryota; Metazoa; Nematoda; Chromadorea; Rhabditida; Strongylidae.